Molecule: messenger RNA, 414 nt
Organism: Arctia plantaginis
Lineage: Eukaryota; Metazoa; Arthropoda; Insecta; Lepidoptera; Erebidae
Source: the annotation of a GenBank genome assembly
AUGUCUACACACCUCCAGUUUGUGCGACCUCCCCUUGAUCGUGAUAAGUUUGAUAUUUAUAACACUACCUAUGCAGCUGAUGUUUAUGAGCACUGCACGACGGAAGAUAGAAAAUUUAUUGGGGAUUCCUAUAAAGAGCGCUAUAAUUCUGAAUUUUCAUUCUACUACCAAUGCUACACAGGAAAGUCCCUCCCAUCUGAUGAUGAUGGCGAAGUCUUCGUCCUACUCAAACAAGAUCCUCCACCAGAAGCAAAGACGUAUUAUUGGGAUCUUAGUUAUGCAUGUCCAUUUGAUUGUGACUUUGAUGUCAUGGUGGGCGUGGUCUACAUUAAUGGUGAUGACGAUGUAGAAUAUGGCUCUGUACCAAAAGAUGAUAGUGAUAUAUACAGUAUGUCUGUACUGUACUGUCAUUAA